AUGCCCCAUAGAGACUUCACCUCCCUCGUUGAAGCCCGCGCCUUCACUUACGGCGAGGCAAAGGGAAUGCGCUCGGCGCUUGCACUUCUCCGCGUCGAGCAGACUUUUCUUACCGCCGUCCACGCCCAUCCCGCCUGGGCCGCCAUUCUCUCCAACAUUGUCGGCAAGGCCAAGGGACUAGAGACCGCCGCCGGUCGCAUGCGCUGCCAUUGCGGUCACCCGCAGCACGAGCUGUGCCGAUGUCCAGCCGUGGAGGCGGCCGUAACUGUGGCCGUGGGGAACCCCAGCUUCGCGACGAGCGCGGCCGGGGGCAUCUCUGGCUUCGCGAUGAGUGCGACCAAGGGCAGCUCCUGCUUCCCAAAGGGGCUGACAAAGAGCAAUGCCAGCUUCGCUACCGCCGCGACCAAGGGCACUGUCAGCAUGGCAACGGGCGCAACGCUGAUCCGCUCGCCGUCGCUGGUGUCGAUCUCGUCGGAAUGCUCGAGUUCGAGUUCGAGUUCGAGUUCAAGUUCCUCGAGUUCGUCUGACAGCGACAGCUCGUCUGGCUCAAGCUCGACAACUGGUACGCACGAGCAGAGCGACAGCGUGAGUGUGCUCUCGGACGACCCUCCUCCUGGACCCAACGGGCUCAGCAUCAAGCCCGCCAAGGACACGAAGGGCAAGAGCAAGAGUAAGGACGGAAAGGGCAACGGCAAGGACGGCGCGACCACGAUUGUCCUUGGCCUCGAGCACGGUAUUCCGCUUGACGUCCCCAUUCCCCGCCCCAACGAGACCGUCACCGUCCUCGAUCCUGGGCACGGCAUCCAAAACGCCGACGUCUCCGUCAGCACUGGCGUUUCCGCUGCGCUUGGGGGCUCGAUGGGCGCCGUUGGUCCCAGCAUCGCUUUCAGGCUCGGCUCGAACGGCGAAGUCGUUAGCGUCAUCGGGCGAAACGCCCCCCAAUUCCGCCCUGAUUCCGUGACGCCCAAGCCUCUUAACCACCAUGCGACGUUCGGCGUCCCAAGUUACGCCGCUGGGCACGGCGCUGGCAGCAUCGGAUCCAUGCGCCCCCGUACCAACAGCAUGAUCUCGAGCGUCUCGGCCGACCUUGAGGACCUUGAGCCCUACAUUCGCGUCGCCACGAAGGUCGAGCCCCGUCACGCCACCGUGGCCUCGAUGUCGUCUGUCAUGUCUUCUCCAGUCGCGCCAAAGCACCCGGAUAUUCACCCCAUCAUGCCCGACCACACCGGGGCACCUGUGUUCAGCGUUCCUCCCACGCCGACCAAUGCCGUGUUGUUACCCAUACUGCAGUCCGCGCUCGGCUUGUCGUCAUCCAGUCACGGGACAGGCAACUCGUCCAGCUCGUCGGACUCAUCCAGCUCAUCCAGCUCAUCCAGCUCAUCCAGCUCAUCCAGCUCGUCGUCUUCCAAGACUGAAGAGCACAAGCUGCCGUCGCACACUUCGGCUGCCAAACCUGCUCUUCCAGGUGUGCUUGACGUUGCUACUACGGUCCUUCCCGGCGAGUCCAAUGUCUCCGCUGUGAGCCAGGCUUCGGGUAGCGUUGGGAAGCUCACGAACAUUCUCGCCCAGGGCGUCUCCGCUAUCCAGAAGUACACAGGCGACGACACCCAGAAUGAGGCGGCGGAAGUGGUGCAGGGCUGUGGCAACUACGGACCGGACUACAAACCACCUGGCGUCCCCGGUUCGUAUGUCCACCCCGGCUACGGCAUGCACCCUUCGCCGUCCAGCAAGCCGGCGGCUCCCUUCCCCCAAGCCGUGGCCGCAACCCCUGGUGUGCCGACAGCACUCCCACAUGCUCCCACUGCCAUGCCGUCGCUUCCUGCCCCGGCCGCGUCGACUCACCCGGCACUCCCACAUGCGCCGGCGGCGGAACACGCCCACUCCUCGGCACUCGGCCACGCCCACGCCUCGACACUCGGCCACACCCACGCCGAGGGCCACGCCCACACGAUGGCGCUCCCCCCAAUGGGCCACAUCCACGAGGGCCACGUCCAUGCGUCGACGAUCCCUCCACCUGGCCACGUCCACGCUGAGAGAGAGCCUAUCCCAGACCACGUCCUCAUCUCAUCGAGCUACUCGACGCACUGCGUGCCGCGCCCGCCGAUGGACGCCCCGACGCUUGGCAACUCGCAAUUCGCUCAGGUCACCGACUGGAACCUUUACUCAGUGGCGCUUGCGCACCCGCUCCCGCUUUCCGGUACCUCCUCUGGUGCCAGCACGGUGGACGAUGAGCCCCUUGAUGACGUGGUUGAGCGUCUCACCUUCGAGGAGCAGCAGUACAUUGCCUCGCUGUUCUCCGGGAAUGAGGACCCGAACCGCGUCCACCACCCCGCCCUCUCUGACCAGGCCGUGUACGUCAUUGCUUCUAUGUCUGACGGCCGCUUCCGCAAGUCAGUGGAGGCGGAGACUGAGAACGUUGGGGAGUGUGAGGAGGCGGAGGAGAAGGGACCCAAGGAGAACAAGAAGGACAAGAAGAAGAGAAAGACCAACACGAACCGCAAGCCCAAGAGAGUCGCGACUUUCUACGAGGGACCCGUGGUCCAGGCGACGCCUACCGCUGCAGCUCCUUGCUCUCCUCCAGCUUCAGCUCAUUGCAUUCCUCCCGCGGUUCCUCCCGCUCCACCUCUCAAGUGUGACAGCACCCCAGUCGAGCACGUCUACCCUCCCAAUCUUCCCCCCCUCCUCCCCCUUGUGCCAUGA
This is a messenger RNA of Cutaneotrichosporon cavernicola, 2700 nucleotides long. RefSeq lists its product as uncharacterized. The record is from RefSeq and is a predicted model, not a curated record. The transcript has 4 exons. The coding region runs from base 1 to 2700 and encodes 899 amino acids. NCBI's taxonomy places the organism in Eukaryota, Fungi, Basidiomycota, Tremellomycetes, Trichosporonales, Trichosporonaceae.